Messenger RNA from Castor canadensis (American beaver), 285 nucleotides. It is a transcript of the gene Ccl1, whose product is annotated as C-C motif chemokine ligand 1. Lineage: Eukaryota; Metazoa; Chordata; Mammalia; Rodentia; Castoridae. The record is from RefSeq and is a predicted model, not a curated record. Gene Ontology annotation, cellular component: extracellular region. Gene Ontology annotation, biological process: inflammatory response; chemokine-mediated signaling pathway; positive regulation of GTPase activity. Gene Ontology annotation, molecular function: CCR chemokine receptor binding; chemokine activity.
AUGAAGCUUGUCACCAUGGCCCUUGUGUGCUUGCUGCUGGCCACAGUGUGGCUACAAGAUGUGGACAGCAUGAGCAUGCACGUGUCCGCCUCUCGUUGCUGCUUCUCAUUCGUGGCUAAAAAGAUUCCUUGGAAUAAAAUCCAGUGUUACAGAAACACCAGCUCCAACUGCUCCUACAAAGCUACAAUAUUCAAGCUGAAGGGAAGAAGAGAAAGCUGUGUCUUGACUGAAGAUACAUGGGUUCAAGCUUACUUGAAAAAGAUGAAGCCCUGCCUACCAAAGUGA